This is a messenger RNA of Aquila chrysaetos chrysaetos, 2706 nucleotides long. It is a transcript of the gene NRBP2, whose product is annotated as nuclear receptor binding protein 2. The record is from RefSeq and is a predicted model, not a curated record. The transcript has 19 exons. NCBI's taxonomy places the organism in Eukaryota, Metazoa, Chordata, Aves, Accipitriformes, Accipitridae. Gene Ontology annotation, cellular component: endomembrane system; cytoplasm. Bases 78 to 1592 code for a protein of 504 amino acids. Gene Ontology annotation, biological process: protein phosphorylation; endoplasmic reticulum to Golgi vesicle-mediated transport; intracellular signal transduction. Gene Ontology annotation, molecular function: ATP binding; protein serine/threonine kinase activity.
CGGGGACGGCCCCGCGCGGCGCUGUCAGCCCGCGGCUCGGAGCGGAUCGGCUCGGCUCGGCUCGGCUCGGCGCGGGGAUGGCGGUACCGGAGCCGGACGCGCGGCUGGCGCAGGAGAAGGAGGAGGAGAGCGAGGAGGAGAGCGAGAUCCUGGAGGAGAGCCCCUGCGGGCGCUGGCAGAAGCGCCGUGAGCAGGUGAAUCAGGGGAACAUGCCGGGCAUCCAGAGCACCUUCCUUGCCAUGGACACAGAGGAGGGCGUGGAGGUGGUGUGGAACGAGCUGCUCUUCACUGACAAGAAGGCCUUUAAAGCACAUGAGGAGAAGAUCAAGACCAUGUUCGAGCAGCUGGUGCUUGUGGAUCACCCCAACAUCGUAAAGCUUCACAAAUACUGGCUGGAUGUGAAAGACUUGAAGGCGCGGGUCAUCUUCAUCACAGAAUACGUGUCCUCAGGGAGCCUGAAACAGUUCCUGAAGAAAACUAAGAAAAACCACAAGGCCAUGAAUGCCAGGGCCUGGAAGCGCUGGUGCACUCAGAUCCUGUCUGCUCUCAGCUUCCUGCACUCCUGUGAGCCUCCCAUCAUCCACGGCAACCUCACCAGCGAUACCAUCUUCAUCCAGCACAACGGGCUCAUAAAGAUUGGUUCAGUCUGGCACAGGGUGUUUGCAAAUGCCCUCCCGGACGACCUGCGAAGCCCCAUCAGGAUUGAGAGGGAAGAGCUACGCAACUUGCAUUUCUUCCCCCCGGAGUACGGCCAAAAGGCUGACGGGACUGCUGUGGACAUCUUCUCCUUUGGGAUGUGUGCACUGGAGAUGGCAGUGCUGGAGAUCCAGACUAAUGGGGACACACGGGUCUCGGAGGAGGCAAUCAUGCGGGCACGACAUUCUCUGGACGAUCCCAACAUGCGGGAGUUCAUUCUGUCGUGCUUGACCCUCAACCCAGACAAGCGACCAACAGCUAAUAAUCUGCUCUUCCACCGGGUGCUCUUUGAGGUCCAUUCUCUCAAGCUGCUGGCAGCACACUGCUUCAUCAACAACCAGUAUCUGAUGCCAGAGAACGUGGUGGAAGAGAAGAUAAAGGAGCUGGACCUGAACAUGGUGAUGGCAGAGAUCCGGAGAGAGGGUCGGCCUGGAGCACAGUGGAGGUACUCAGAGGUCUCCUUCCUUGAGCUCGACAAAUUCUUAGAAGACGUCAGGAAUGGGAUUUAUCCCCUGAUGAACUUCGCUGUUUCCCGACCCCAUGCCCUCCCACGUGCACUCUCCCAGCCCCAAGAGGACCCUCAGAAAGCCAAGACUCCCACCCCAGAGCCCUUUGAUGUGGAGACCAGGAAGGUGGUGCAAAUGCAAUGUAACAUGGAGCUGAAUGAAGACAAGACCCAGUGGCACCUUACUCUUCUGCUGAUCCUGGAAGACAAAUUGCAUCGACAGUUGAGCUACGACUUGCUGCCCACUGAUAACUCCAAGGACUUGGCCACAGAGCUGGUGCAUUAUGGAUUCAUCCACGAGGACGACUGUGAAAAGCUGGCUAACUUCCUGGAAAAUGCCUUCCACAAAUACCGGUCUCCUCCCUUGACUGACCGGGCCACUCGAUCCUGACUGAACCUUUGCAGUCCAUGAGAGGUGUGUGCCUGAGCUGCGGUGUGAAAAGGCAACAGCAAGUGGAGGAGUAAUCAGCAAACACGAGAAAUUACAUGUGCAUCAUGAGAGGUCAGGACCAAGCAGGAGUACAUGUUCUGGUCCCCACUCCUGAAGCAGCAAGCCAAAGGGAGUUGUGAGGAGUGGGGUAGCACUCCCUGCAGCCCCUUCCCGAUGGUGUCUGUGAAGAUGCAAAGCUGCUGCAAGAAUCCCCCAAACUGAUAAAUUUCCCUCUGGGAAUGAUAAGCUUUUUUCACUGCAGGUCCCAAAGCUAUUUUUUGAUUCUUUCCCAGCUGGUAAUACUUGCAGAAGGGAGGAGAGGAGCAGGCUUGGAAGGCUCUGGCACAGCUUCUGGUCUGCCACAUUCCAUUCUUUAUACCCAGUUUUCUCCUGUUUUGUUAAGCUUUCCCCAGCACAGAUGAACCACUGUGAUGCCUUGUAAUUAGAAUUGCACACCUUGGUGUAAGCUGAAGAGAGGACUUUGUGAGCUGGACUUGACAUGGCAGGAGAAGAAAUUCCAGAAAUCCAAACUCACCAGCUGGAUCCAAACAUGUGGAUCAGCAGAAACUUCAUUGGUGCUGAACAGAACCUUUGUCAUUCCCCAGUCUGUGUUAUGGCCUUCCAAAAUCUCACGGCAUCUUAAGGGGAAAAACCCUGAUGUCUCUUCCUUCCAUGUUUCUCCUGUGGUGUUUGGAACUUCAGUCAUUAGCCUGGAGAAAGGGGCAAUCAUCUUAACUGCUGCGCAUGUCGGGUUCAGUUGGUGAAAAGUGCAAAUAGGAAUUACUUGUGUCGCAAAAGCCAUGCAGUGCUGCUCCAUGCUGUUCACAUUGUGCCGUGUGGAACCAGCUGUAUCAUGCUGCGCUGUGCUGGUGUUCUGCGCUGUGCUGGGUCUUCCAUGUGGUACUGCCUGCAUUACGUUGCCCGCGCUUUGCGGUGUUGCACCAAUUGUAUCAUGCCGGGCUGGGUUUGCCAUGCUAGGAUGCUAUGCUGAGCUGCCAACUUGUGCUGUAUUUCCCAGUUGUGCUAUGCUGUGCCAACUUUACAAACUGACAAAUCAAUAAAGCCACUGAAAGUA